CGACACUUGUCGCCUAUGGGCCAUGCUUCGCAGGGUGUUGCAGCUCACCUCGAGCCGGGCCUGUUUGAGCCGGGGGCUGAGCACACGCAGAGGAGACUCUACUCGGGUUUGCCACCAGAAUAAUAAGAGCCCGCCAGAUCCAUGAUGGCACAGUAGAGUUUUCAGACCUGCUGGUGUGCAGGAUCCUGCGCUUAGUGCUGUGGCCCUAAAGCAGGGGAAGAAGAGAAAGAGAGGAUGCAACAUGCCCUGGAGGUGCCUGAAGUGUAGCUGGAGAGGGAAGACUUAAAAGAGCUGGCUAUCUCUGACUGCAACUGUGCUCCACAGACUGGGAUGGAAAGAUGUCGGAGAUUAAGAAGAAGAUCCAGUCCGUCCUUCCCGGAGGGGCCUGGGACCCCAUAUAUGACACCAGCCACCUGCCCCCUGAACACUCGGAUGUCGUGAUUGUGGGGGGUGGGGUGAUUGGCCUGUCCGUGGCCUAUUGGCUGAAGAAGCUGGAGAAGCAGCGUGGUGCCGUUCAGGUGCUCGUGGUGGAGCGGGACCCCACGUACUCCCGGGCCUCCACUGGGCUCUCUGCCGGUGGCAUUCGCCAACAGUUCUCCUUGCCGGAAAACAUCCAGCUCUCCCUCUUCUCCGUCGACUUCCUCCGGAACAUCAAUGAGCACCUGGCCGUGGUCGAUGGCCCCCCGCUGGACCUCCACUUCAACCCUUUAGGUUACCUACUGCUGGCCUCCGAGAAGAAAGCUGCACUCAUGGAGAGGAAUGUGAGAGUGCAGAGGCAGGAAGGAGCCAAGAUUUGCCUGAUGUCUCCUGAGCAGCUGCAGGCCAAGUUCCCCUGGAUAAACACACAAGGGGUGGCGUUGGCGUCCUACGGCUUGGAGGGCGAAGGCUGGUUUGACCCCUGGUGUCUGCUCCAGGGUCUCCGGCGAAAGGUGCAGUCAAUGGGCGUCCGCUUCUACCAGGGAGAGGUGACCCGUUUCCUGUCCUCCCAUGACUGCAUGCAGACGGUGGACGGGGAUGAGGUGACCUUGAAGCGGAUCUAUCAGGUGCACGUGAAGAUGGACCGCAGUCUGGAGUACCAACCCGUGGAAUGUGCCAUCGUGGUCAAUGCGGCCGGGGCAUGGUCAGGCCAUGUGGCAGAUCUCGCUGGCAUCGGGCAGGGACCACCUGGGACCCUAGAGGGCACCAGGCUGCCCGUGGAGCCGAGGAAAAGGUACAUGUACUUCUGGCACUGCCCCCAGGGACCUGGCCUGGAGGCCCCCUUUGUUGCAGACACCAGCGGGGCCUAUUUCCGCCGGGAAGGACUUGGCCACAACUACGUGGGUGGCCGGAGCCCCUUGGAGGAGGAGGAACCUGACCCGGGAAACCUGGAUGUGGACCAUGAUUUCUUCCAGGAGAAGGUGUGGCCUCCCCUGGCCCAGAGAGUGCCCGCGUUUGAGUCUCUAAAGGUGCGGAGUUCCUGGGCAGGCUACUACGACUACAACACCUUCGACCAGAACGGCGUGGUGGGCCCCCACCCGCUCGUCACCAACAUGUACUUUGCCACGGGUUUCAGCGGCCACGGGCUCCAGCAGGCCCCAGCCGUGGGGCGCGCAGUGGCCGAGAUGGUGCUGGAGGGCCACUUCCAGACCAUCGACCUGAGUGCCUUCCUCUUCAGCCGCUUCUUCCUGGGAGAGAAGGUGCUAGAACACAACAUCAUCUGAGCCGGUGCUGCUUCCUCUCUGGUCAAGGUGGGAGGUGGACUCGUCCCCCCGAAACUGCCUGUGGCCCCAGCCAACCCCGAUACAGGAGCGGACCCAGAGUCCAGCUGCCGCCACCUCUGGGAGACCCCUCAGAGCACCUACUGGUCUCGGGCUACAGUCCAGCUCUGCUUCCUGGUGCCCUCCCGGCAGAGCUCAGACACAGAGGGACAGCCUGGCCUCACCCGAGCCCCUGCCCACUCCUGUGAUCUUUCCAGCAAUAAAUGUACUGUCCGGGGCUGGGAGCAAUAGCACAGCGGGUAGGGCAUUUGCCUUGCAUGCGGCUGACCCAGGUUCAGUGCCCAGCAUCCCAUAUGGUCCCCUGAGCACUACCAGGAGUAAUUCCUGAGUGUAAAGCCAGGAGUAACCCCUGAGCAUCGCUGGGUGUGACCCAAAAAGAAAAAUGAAUAAAAAAAUAAAAAUAA
Messenger RNA from Sorex araneus (European shrew), 2161 nucleotides. It is a transcript of the gene FOXRED1, whose product is annotated as FAD dependent oxidoreductase domain containing 1. NCBI's taxonomy places the organism in Eukaryota, Metazoa, Chordata, Mammalia, Eulipotyphla, Soricidae. The transcript has 13 exons. Gene Ontology annotation, molecular function: oxidoreductase activity. Bases 339 to 1700 code for a protein of 453 amino acids. The record is from RefSeq and is a predicted model, not a curated record. Gene Ontology annotation, cellular component: cytoplasm.